Molecule: messenger RNA, 3077 nt
Organism: Lineus longissimus
Lineage: Eukaryota; Metazoa; Nemertea; Pilidiophora; Heteronemertea; Lineidae
Product: coiled-coil domain-containing protein 148-like
Exons: 12
Coding region: 781-2601 (606 amino acids)
Source: RefSeq, a predicted model, not a curated record
UAAAAUAGAUGUUACGUCCUGUUAAUGGGGCACGUCAUCAUCGCGUACAUUUGGGAAAAACUCCCUAACGAGACCGGAGCAGACGGCUGAAAGUAGUUUAUUUAUUGGCCGCUAGGGUACAGAAUGUACGUCGCUCACCCGAAUUUUUCACGCAACUAUAGCUAAAUAGAGCUAGUUCUAGUUUGUGAUUCAAUUUGAUACUUCAGAUUUGGGCAGUAGACCAAUAUAACUUAGUCGUCUGUGUGGUUUUAAGCUGGAAAAACGUAUUUGUUUUUCUUAAAGUGCCUUUUUGGACGGGUGUGUGCGAUUGUUUUGUUUUUAUGUCACGUGACCUCGAUCAUGUCGACACAAAAUUGAAAUAAACCACCCUUUUCUGUCAUUAUUUAGGACGGAUAUUUCUCUGAUAAAAAUAUUAAUAUAAUUGGCCAAUUUCUUAGGCAUAUGAUGUAGCGAAUUCCCAUGAAGAUUUAAAUUAAUUUAAAUUAAUUUCAAGCAAUGGGAUAGCAACCACCACCGGAAGAUCGCGGAGAAAUCGGUAAACUCAACGGAGUUAAUUCAGAAAAAUACCAAAAAAAAUUGUUUGUUGGAUAUACAAUAUAGUUACUCUCUUUAUUUCACUUCAUUUACAUUAUAUACUCCCGCACACACGUGUAUCUUAAGAGCCCCUCCUAAGAGGGGGGCUUAUAAGACUCAAGAAUAUAUCGUGAGGGAUUGGAAUAACAUAACAUAAAAGUAGUACGGGUAGUGAAUGCUUCAUGAUAUGAUGAAUCAGACAACUAAAUGAAGAUGAGUGGGAGAGACUACAGAUCAUUUGUGACCAGUCGCAGGACUGAUGACCUGGAUAAACUAGUGAAGCGAGUCACUGGAGGUCUAUCCAGCGACAAGUACAAACCAGUCGACUAUGAGAAGCUGAAGAUGCUAACAGCAGAGAAGAAGUUUGCUGCCAAUAAAUCUCUUGUGAAAGUGCGGAAGAUUACAGAGUUCUCCAAACAGAGCAAAGAACAGAAUAUCAUCAAGCAACACAAAAAGGUCUGGCAAAAGGAAUUCAUAAGGUUAAAUGGGCAGAGACGUCGCCUCCAGGCUGAUACGGAGCUGUUCAGACAUCAAAACAUGGAAGGCGACUUGGAGUAUAUUAUGACAGGCUUUGAAGACUAUGAGAAUAUGCUGGACUCCAAUUUUAAUGAUUUUAAGGCUGCAACUGUUGACCCAGUCUGGAAUCUCAGGGAAGAUCUCCAGUUCUGGAUGGCAAAAUACCAGGAUGAGAUAAAGAAUGAAGAGCUGGCCGGGGAUAUUGAUAAGAUCAGGGCGACGACAAUGUCCGUACGGAACCAGCAGGAGCAGAUCAUGGAACAGCUUGAGAAUGAACAGUAUAAUUUGGAAAGAGAUAUUGCAGCUAUAGAUGAUAAAGAAGAAAUCGAGGUUGGGAUACCAAGAAAAAUGGCAACAGGCAUUCCAGAGGAGGCCUGGGACCAGGAAUGUCCAAGUGACGAUCUCAAAAGUCAAAUUCUCCAGGAAUUUAUUGUAAUCGAUGAAAAAUACAUCUCAAGAUUAGAUGAACUUUAUGACAAUCAUGAAAUGGUGCUUCAAGAUGUGACCGGUGGUUGGAACAAACAAGACCACUUUCAGUUCCGUUCGAUAGUUGAGCAGUAUACUUACGAUGUUGCCAAUAGGUGGACACUGUGUUUAGAUCGACUGAAGCGGCAUAUGCCUCAGUAUGGUAGAAGUGACUUUGUUGAACAUGAUGAAUGGUGGACAUUUUACAAAUAUUUCCACGAGCGACGGAGAGGCAUCAUCACCGAUUGGAUUCGUGACCGGCGAGAACUCCUGAAUAAAGCAAAGGGGAUUUUCGCCGAUGCUUGUGCUGCUGAGGAACUCCGAGAGCUGCAAGCAGAAACUCAUCAGCAGCAGAAGGAAAUAUGUGCUGCCCUCUAUGAGAAGGUCAAAGAAUGGCGAGAAACUAAAAUGGAGUUGAUGCGAUUAGAGCAGGAGUGGGAGGAACAGCGAAGGAAGGAAGAGCUUGAUAAACAGAGAGCUGAGCAGGAGAAAGAUAUGAAGAAGAGGAAGGAAGAAAAGGACAAGAUCCAGGUCUUCCAAGAUAAGAAGGAGAAGCGACGUCAGGCUGAGGAUGCCAGGAGAGCAAGGAGGAUGGAGGAGUUGAAAAAGAUGCUGGCGGACCAAGCGGAGUAUGAUAAAGAGAGGGUACUUUAUCGUGAAAAGGAAUACUUAGAAAAAGUGGAGGAGAGUUUAAGAAAGGAGCAGGCAGCAGCUGAAGCUGAGGAGGAGAAGGAGCAAAGGUUGGAGGCUCUCAGGAAAACAGUGAGAGUGGAGGCAGAAUCGAACCCUGAACGGCUGAUCGGAGACACGCAAUCAUGGCAAUUCCGUAAAAAGAAGGAAGAAGACUACCAGACUAUUCAACGCCCACUGUUCUCUAUUAACACAUUUGAAUCCAGUAAGAUAACUUCAGAUCCUCGAGUAAAACUGGAAAAUCGUCUUCGAGAAGCUGGACUCGUUCACUCGGAAUAUGCACGGCAAGUUAUUUCGACUAUGGCACCUCCACAACCGCCAAGAAGGGACAUGGAAUCGAGUGUAUUCAAACAAUAAUCAAAAUGUUGUUUGUGAUAUUGAGAAUAUUCUGGAUAAUCAUUACGGACAUGGUGGUCAUUCCACAGGAUAUUUCCUGUUUUUGACUCUAUGUAUAAUGACUAACAUUCCGUCCAACAAUUUAGGACCACUCUAUACACUGCUCUGUGCUAUGACAUUUUAUCUUCCUGAAGUUAUUGAGGCAUGUUGUUCUUGAAUGUUUUUAUUGCAAACUUGCAAUGUGCGAAAAGUCAAACUGUAAUGCAUCGACCAUUAAAUUUUGGCAGAAAAGACGAUAUUUGUGUUAGACUUCUUUUGAAUUUGUUUCCAUAAAAGUCUUCAAAUAACCUUGUAGCACGACCAAGUGUUUCUGUACACCCCACUGUCUUGGAGAGCUCUCACCAAUCCAACUAUGCAUUUGUUUAUGUGUUUAUGCUCUGUACAUUAUACUUGUACAUGAUAUGUACUUUUCUAUGUGGAUGUUUUUGUGAAUAAAA